Messenger RNA from Benincasa hispida (wax gourd), 878 nucleotides. Its product is annotated as large ribosomal subunit protein uL14x/uL14z/uL14y. Gene Ontology annotation, biological process: translation. The record is from RefSeq and is a predicted model, not a curated record. Gene Ontology annotation, molecular function: large ribosomal subunit rRNA binding; structural constituent of ribosome. Gene Ontology annotation, cellular component: ribosome; cytosolic large ribosomal subunit. NCBI's taxonomy places the organism in Eukaryota, Viridiplantae, Streptophyta, Magnoliopsida, Cucurbitales, Cucurbitaceae.
AAUUUAUUCGAAUUUGGGCCCUUGGGAAACUUGAAAGAAAGAUCUAACAAACCCUAGAUAUCCCGUCUGUAUAUAAAUGCCCACGAAGCUCUAAAAUUUUCUGUUUCUCGUUUCUCGUUUCUCGUUUCUCGUUUCAGCCGGCAAAAAUGUCGAAGCGAGGGCGCGGAGGAUCUGCAGGUAACAAGUUUAGGAUGUCACUGGGUCUACCGGUGGCGGCGACAGUGAAUUGUGCCGACAACACUGGAGCCAAGAACUUGUACAUUAUCUCAGUGAAGGGUAUCAAGGGGCGUUUGAACAGAUUGCCAUCGGCUUGUGUGGGAGACAUGGUAAUGGCCACUGUCAAAAAGGGAAAACCCGAUCUCAGGAAGAAGGUCCUUCCUGCUGUCAUUGUCAGGCAGCGCAAGCCAUGGCGCCGAAAGGAUGGGGUUUUCAUGUACUUCGAAGAUAAUGCAGGAGUAAUUGUAAACCCUAAAGGUGAAAUGAAAGGUUCUGCAAUUACUGGUCCUAUUGGAAAGGAGUGUGCGGAUUUAUGGCCUAGGAUCGCAAGUGCGGCCAAUGCUAUUGUUUAGAGUGUUAUUCUAGAGUUCAAAUAUAUAACAUUCAAACUCAAAGUAAACCAUAUGGUCUAACCAAGUUUAGAUAUAGAAACAACCAAAGACUUGAAAAGAAAAAUCAAAACCUUUGGGGAUUCAAAAAUGUAGUCUAGGCACGUUUUUUAUAAAUAUUGUUUUGAUGUCAAUUAUUUGCUCUGUAUGGAUUACAAGCAGAUUACAAUUUUAAAUUACUUGGAUCUGGCAAAACUCUUGAAUGAAAGAAAGGAGAUAACUCUUCAAUAUGGAAUGAAUGAAGAAACAAGUAACUUGGGAUUUGUUUGAUAA